GCGAUGGCAACUUUCGCCACAUCCUCCUUUGACAACACCAUCUACGCGACUUUCAGGCCGACCUACCCCGGGCCCAGGUCCCUGUUUAACUUCAUAUUCCGGUACCACGAGCGCAAUGAGGGUGCAAUAUGGGAUAGAGCAGUGGACCUUGGUUGUGGAACGGGUCAAGCAACUGUCGAACUCACACCCUUCAAGCGCGUCACUGGCAUCGACCCAAGUUGUAAGAUGAUCGAAGUUGCUCAAGAUGCCCUCCAGAAAACCGCCCGAUACAUACAGGCGAGCGCAGAGAGUCUAACAUUCUUGGAGGAUAGCAGUGUGGAUCUAGUCAUUUCCGAACAAACAUGGCCUGAGCUUGCAAGAGUGCUGAGGAAGAAUGGGAGUUUCCGCUUCGCCCACUAUCCCUCACUCACACAGAGAAUUAAGACUUAUAACAAAGGCACUGACCCACUGAACAGCAUUUGUCCAUACUGGGAGCAACCCGGCCGUUUUAUUUUAGAUAACCACUUGAUUGAAGUGCCAGAUGGCAAUGAAGUUGUACCUGGUGCGUUCAGUGAUUCCGAGGGAGUCUUCUUCACAGGCGACUACUACCCAUCCCUCCCUUCUCCACGCUCGGUGAUAAUGCGCAAGAAGACGACGUGGGAUGACCUGCUAUCUUGUCUUAAUACGGGGAGCUCGUUGCACACGUUCCGUCAGCAUAACCACACGGAUGGGGAAAACCCGCGUGGAGAUGUUGCAAUGCGGUUCUGGAAAGAUCUUAAGGAGGGUGCCGAGCGGGAGGAUGGGAGACCCGUGGAAGGACAUGAUGAAGUAGACGUCGAAUGGCCGCUGGCAAUGAUAAUGGUCAAGAGGUUGUAA
This is a messenger RNA of Suillus discolor, 855 nucleotides long. RefSeq names its product S-adenosyl-L-methionine-dependent methyltransferase. The transcript is spliced from 6 exons. Gene Ontology annotation, molecular function: S-adenosylmethionine-dependent methyltransferase activity. NCBI's taxonomy places the organism in Eukaryota, Fungi, Basidiomycota, Agaricomycetes, Boletales, Suillaceae. The coding region runs from base 4 to 855 and encodes 283 amino acids. The record is from RefSeq and is a predicted model, not a curated record.